Molecule: messenger RNA, 1593 nt
Organism: Talaromyces rugulosus
Lineage: Eukaryota; Fungi; Ascomycota; Eurotiomycetes; Eurotiales; Trichocomaceae
Exons: 3
Coding region: 1-1593 (530 amino acids)
Biological process (GO): transmembrane transport; carbohydrate transport
Cellular component (GO): membrane
Molecular function (GO): carbohydrate:proton symporter activity
Source: RefSeq, a predicted model, not a curated record
AUGAAGAGCAACAAGCAAGAUACGGGUUUCUUUCCACUUACGAAUUCCGAUAAAUCAAACUCUUUUUGGACAAAGUUUACAGAAAAUCGCAGACUUUGUCUCUGGGGAAUAGCACUUGCCUCAUGCGCUCUUGUCCGAGGUUAUGAGACAUCUUUUGUCGGAAACAUAGCAGGAGAUCCAGCUUUUAAGUUAAUGUUUGGGAUUCCUGACCCUUCCGGUGAUGGAGGUUAUAUUAUUCCCUCUAUUUGGCUGUCGCUGUGGUCGGCCUCUUCCGCUAUAGGUUCGCUGAUCGGGUCACUAAUUGGUGGCUGGUCCCAGGAUGCAGUUGGAAGAAAAUGGACAAUUGGAGUGGCUGGCGUAAUACAAGCCGCCACAGUCACGAUAAGCUUCCUAGCUGAUCAGGCAGCGACAACCGAUGCGCGAGGGGGCAUUUACUUUGUCGGUAAAGUAGCCCAAGGUAUAGCAAUGGGCGCCGUAAUGUGCACAUCUCAGGCAUACAUAUCCGAAAUACUCCCUUCGUCGAUUAGAGGCUCUGUUGUUUCAACACUUGCUCCGUUCACCGUACUGGGACAGAUUAUUGCCGCUUUGGUCAUCAAGUCUCAGGAGGAUAUAAUGGAGCCGAUAGCAUAUAGAUUGCCAAUGGCGACGCAGUGGAUUUUCUCGGCAAUCCCACUAGCUCUUGUUGUAUUUCUCCCGGAAAGUCCAGCAUGGCUCAUGAGGAAAGGUCGUUUCCAACAAGCACGAGAAGCAUGCCUCAAACUGGAGGGGCCUAAAUUUUCUGACGACGGCAACAAUGCCUAUGACCGCCUUCGAGCCGACGUUGCCAGGGAGAGUGAGGACGGAGAUAAGUUUGACGAGAUAUCCUACUUGGAUCUUUUUCGACGACGCAGUGAUGCUCGACGCACUAUGAUCGUACUCUUUGCCAGCACUAUCCCAGAACUGUUCGGUUUACCCUUGUUCGGCCAUACCACUUAUUUUGCGGAACUUCUUGGCAUGGAAGCAGGGGAGGCCACAACCUUGUACAUUUGUGGCGCUGUUGGCGGAUUUAUAUUCAGUCUCCUCGGAUUCUAUCUGUUGACGAGAGUUGGUCGGAGACGAAUGCUAGUUUUUGGGCUGACGCCCGUAGCUUUGCUAUGGUUAGCUAUGGGUAUUGCAGCUUGUUUCCCCUCGGUAUCCAUUGCAUGGUUUGUUGGAGCUGUCAUGGCAGUUAGUAUCUGCAUCGCAAGCGCUGGUCCAUGGCCGGCAUCAUAUGCUGUGGUAGGAGAGACAUCUACUCUGAAACUAAAAGCCAAAACGUCUGGUCUGGCGUGGUUUACAAACUAUCUCACCAACGGAAUUUUCGGUUUCUUUCUGCCGUACAUAUACAACUCGGAUGCAGGAAACUUGGGAGGAAAGAUCGGAUUUGUCUACGCUGCAUUUACCAGUAUUGGAGUUAUAGGGUGUUGGUUACUUGUCCCUGAAAUGAAGGACAGGUCACCUAUAGAAUUGGAUGAGAUGUUUGAAGCGAGACUAUCCACGCGGAAAUUUCGUUCUUACUUAGGACAUGCAGCGAUACCCGAAGAGGAACACCCACUUAGACAAGCUAAUUCUUAG